Molecule: messenger RNA, 939 nt
Organism: Aspergillus mulundensis
Lineage: Eukaryota; Fungi; Ascomycota; Eurotiomycetes; Eurotiales; Aspergillaceae
Product: inositol oxygenase
Exons: 1
Coding region: 1-939 (312 amino acids)
Biological process (GO): inositol catabolic process
Cellular component (GO): cytoplasm
Molecular function (GO): iron ion binding; inositol oxygenase activity
Source: RefSeq, a predicted model, not a curated record
AUGAGCCCCCACGCCAACGCCAACGGCGCCGCCCUCGAAGAGACCUCCGACGCAAUCGACACCGUCAACGUCCUAAAGCAAACCCUCAAGUCCCAAUCCGAGAUCCAAGCCGCCGAAAAGGGCCUUUACGAAGAGUCCGAGUUCGACAAGGAAAAAGACAAGACCCAGUUCCGCCAGUACGAGGAUGCCUGCGACCGCGUCAAGAACUUCUACAAGGAGCAGCACACCAAGCAGACCGUCGCCUACAACCUCAAGGCCCGCAACGACUUCCACUCCAAGACCCGCGCCGUGAUGUCCAUCUGGGACGCCAUGGAGAAACUAAACACCCUCAUCGACGAAAGCGACCCAGACACCUCCCUCAGCCAGAUCGAGCACCUCCUGCAAAGCGCCGAGGCGAUCCGCCGCGAUGGCAAGCCCCGCUGGAUGCAGCUGACCGGCCUGAUCCACGACCUGGGCAAGCUCCUCUUCUUCUACGAUGCCCGCGGGCAAUGGGACGUCGUGGGCGAUACAUUCCCCGUCGGCUGCGCGUUCGACGAGCGCAUCAUCUACGGGGCCGAGUCGUUCACGGACAACGAGGACUUCAACCACCCGAUCUACUCUACGGAAAACGGGAUCUACAGUCCCGGCUGUGGGCUUGACAACGUGAUGCUCUCGUGGGGCCACGAUGAGUACCUGUACCAUGUUGUCAAGGAUCAGAGCACGCUGCCUGCCGAGGCGCUGGCCAUGAUCCGCUACCACUCUUUCUACCCCUGGCACAAUGCGGGUGCGUACCGGCACCUGAUGAACGAGAAGGACGAGGCGAUGCUCAAGGCUGUGAAGGCGUUUAACCCGUACGAUCUUUACAGUAAGAGUGAUGAUGUGCCGAGUGUGGAGGAGCUGAAGCCGUACUAUCUCGAGCUGAUUGAUGAGUUUUUCCCCAAUAGGGAGAUCAAGUGGUAG